AUGGCGUCUCCUCGCGCCGGCAAAUUAAAAGCGGAUCUGCACCGUGCAGAAAUCUACAUUUGCGAGACCCACGAGAAAGCGACUUCGCGGGCUCACGAAGCGUCCACGCGGCGCGUCGCGCCGAUACGCAAGCUUUGCGCGCAGAACAAGGGUUGCGCGACCGCAGCCCUUCGCGAGAAGCCUGGUUUGCACGACGUCUUCCAAGUCGGCACGCGAUUGUCGCUCUCGUCAGCCAAGCUGGUACACAUUGACGGCAUCCGAUGGGGACGGAGAGCAUCGAUCAGGAUCAGCGGCAGCAGAGCAGCCACGUGUCGACCGGGGUUAGGCGCAGAUAAGACGGAGAAGGUGCGUGUCUCUCUCGUGGUGGAUAUGCGGCUGGCGGCCCGAGGCAAGCUGGGAGCCUCUAAAGGGUUCCCCAGAGAGGAUCUGCUGAGGGUUGCGCUGGAGAGUGCGCUGAUGCGGAAGCUGGCGCAGCGCGCAAAGCUGCGCGAGAUGCUUGCGGAAGCGAAUGGCCAAGCGGCGUACGGUGUUGAUAGGUUCCGGGGCUGA
Klebsormidium nitens is the source of this 549-nucleotide messenger RNA. The record is from the annotation of a GenBank genome assembly. NCBI's taxonomy places the organism in Eukaryota, Viridiplantae, Streptophyta, Klebsormidiophyceae, Klebsormidiales, Klebsormidiaceae.